Hippocampus zosterae (dwarf seahorse) is the source of this 928-nucleotide messenger RNA. RefSeq names its product prolyl-tRNA synthetase associated domain-containing protein 1-like. Gene Ontology annotation, molecular function: aminoacyl-tRNA deacylase activity. NCBI's taxonomy places the organism in Eukaryota, Metazoa, Chordata, Actinopteri, Syngnathiformes, Syngnathidae. The coding region runs from base 135 to 644 and encodes 169 amino acids. The record is from RefSeq and is a predicted model, not a curated record. The transcript has 4 exons.
AGAGAGCGCUGCAGUCGCCAAAUGAACAAGAAAACAUUGACAGCAAGGAAGAGGGAGCGAGGCAGCUGAGCAAGCGGUUUUCUGACUGUCGUCCUUUUUAAACACAUUUACUUGAAUAAAAAGUUAUAUUUAAGAUGUCGGAGGAGCUUCGGGCAGAACUGGAGAAACGUUUGGAAUCUUUAAACAUCCAGACGACCUGCGUGGAACACCCGCCGGUUUUCACAGUGGAAGCGAUGAUGCCUCACCUCCAGGACGUGAGCGGCGCCGUCUCCAAGAACCUUUUCCUCAAAGACAAAAAGAAGAAAACUUUGUGGUUGGUGUCGACGCGUCACGACCGACAGGUGAACCUGAAUGAGCUGGCCAAGAAGCUGUCGGUGGGCAGCGGGAACCUUCGCUUUGCAGACGAGGCCACCAUGCUGGACAAACUUAAGGUGGGCCAGGGAUGCGCCACGGCUCUGGCUCUGCUCUUCGACAAGGACUGUAGCGUCACCUUGGUCUUGGACCGAGACCUGCUGGAAGGGGGCCACGACAUGGUCUAUUUUCACCCCAUGACUAAUAGCGCCACAAUGGGGAUUAGGCCCCAAGACCUGCUGCACUUCCUCAAGGACACCGGACACGAACCCGUCCUGGAGGACUUUGAGUAAAUGAGAAGAACUGCAAGAAGAUUCCGAUUUUGGGAUGGGAGAAGCAUUACAGGCAACACAUAAAUCAUGCAGCGAAGUGAGCGGUCGCCGACAGCGCAGCACAAGACGAAGAAGCGCAGAUAAUAUCGCCACUUGCAGGAAUGUUCCUGCAGUGCGCCCCCUUUUACUCUCACACACACACACACACACACACACACACACACACCCCUUUAACCGCAUCACUAAUGAGAAUGUAUUGUUGCAUUGUUGAUGAAAUUAGCAAAUGAAUAACUGCUCCCCACUGA